Oryza sativa Japonica Group (Japanese rice) is the source of this 1921-nucleotide messenger RNA. Lineage: Eukaryota; Viridiplantae; Streptophyta; Magnoliopsida; Poales; Poaceae. The record is from RefSeq and is a predicted model, not a curated record.
CUUUGGGAAGAUGGCAAUUGGCAAAUGGAGUAGUCCAAAAUCCCACACUCGUCAGGCCCGCUAGGGUUUCAGGCUUCCGAAUCCGAGCAGCUCCAUUCCCCAAAUCGCCUCUUGUCUCGCGCCCUCCCGCCCCGUUGCCGGCGACGAGCGCUGCAGGGCACAGGGUGCUCAGGCUGCAGCUUCGCCUGUCCCCGCCAUCUGCCGGACACCAAGCCCCGCCCCAAGUCCUAGCCUGCCAUCCGCCCGCCGCCCGCCAGUUGCUGCCUGACUGUCUCAACUGUUCACCGUGCGUACCCUGCAGACAUUUACCCAUGAAUGGCUAUUUUGUUGGUGCUCGCAACGACUUCCUGGGUUAUAUGCUCCAGUAAUGUGGAAACAAUUUCCUACCAAAGAAAGGUGCUUAACAAUUUGUUGUCACAAACCAGAAUGGCCCCAGGCACAUCAGGUCAGCCGGAGAGCAAGGGGCAGAAAAAAACGAUUAACAUUGGUUAUGAACUGGCGCAUCAAGCAUGGGACUUCAAAAUACAACAAGGAAGUUGCAGGGCAAAAAUUCCUUCAAAUAUACCGCGGCAGUAUGAUCCUAUACAGAACCUUGAUUCUGUGUUAAUUUUUGAUUUGAUGGAUAAUUCAAAUGGGCUUCACUGCUUGGAGAUUAUGACAAACUGCCUGCAUAAGAACAUAUUGCAUGCUCCAAUUGUUCAGAAGAAGGAGGAUGUUGACUGCAUUUCUGUAUGGCAUGAGCCUUACACAGGCAAUCUUCUUGCAUAUUUGGAAUCUACUUUGUUAGGGGCCAAACAUAUGGUUGGGGAAAAGGUUGUGCUCCCAACACCUGUGCUACAGAAUCUUAUAAGUCAAGUUUUUGAUGGAUUGAAGAUGCUGAGGCUCUGUGGGAAAUACCAUGGAAACUUUACACUUGAGAAGACAUACUAUUACAAGAAGAAUGGAAAUGAAAUCAUUGUGAAACUUGCUAAUUUUGAAGUUAAAGAUCAGGUGAAGUCUACUCCAGUAUUGCAAGCUAAGGACUGCCAGGCUGUUGGUGAUGCACUCAGAAAGAUCUCAAAGAUGGCUAAAGAUCGAAAAGAUCUUGAUUUUGAUUGCAGUCAAAUUGAUAGCCUUGCUGAAGAACUUAGGGAGUUUUCCUUCGGGGAUUUAUGCAAUAUUGAGAAGAAGAUUGGAGGCCAUCCUUUCUUUUGGGUUUUUGAUGAUAGGAAGUUCCUUUUGACUUGCUCGAUUCCUUUGGCCAUGAACAAACGCGCAUUUCGACAAAAGAUUGAGGGCAAUGAAGAUUUGAUUGCUCUUCCUUGGGACAAAGAGGACUAUGAUGGAUUAAUUAAUUUGAUGAUGAAGUACAGGGCAGAUCAUAUGAUUAAAAAGUUUGAUAUUAACAGCAGAGUUGACUAUGUGCUGUGUGUAAGUGGAAUGUAUGCUCAUGAAAAGGAGCUGAAGACCAACAUUCAGGUCGAUAGAGUCAUCAUGGAGAGAAACCCCGGCCUUUGCUGUCGACUAUAAUAUAUGUUAACAUGACUGGGAGGACUUCAGCAGACAUGAUAAUCCACACUGAAGAUAUAACCCUGGGAGCUGUGCGAGAGGUAGGCAUGAAGUCUGGAACAAUGGGAAACAGUGGCUUUUGGUUCCUACUUGUCUUUGAUAGAGCUAGCAGGAGGCGAAGAGAAACAUAGUUAAGUUAUUGAUAAUUUAGUAUUUGCAAAAGAGGGAGAUGCACCACUAAAGAUCUUAUAAAGAUUGGUACUGUUAUAUUUGGUGCUUUCAAUAUUUUCUUGGUAAUCUAUAGUACAAUGUCCGUGCGUUGCAACGAAUGAAUUGGCAAUUGCAAUUGUAUUUAAGCAGAAAAAUGUUAAGAGUAAAGGUAAUGUGCGACAGAGUGACAUUAAGAUGCGUUCAUUCACAUGGUUUUACACAA